Mycena citricolor is the source of this 579-nucleotide messenger RNA. The record is from the annotation of a GenBank genome assembly. Lineage: Eukaryota; Fungi; Basidiomycota; Agaricomycetes; Agaricales; Mycenaceae.
GUCACCACUUAUCUCUUUGUUAUCGGUGCAAUCAGCGGCGCUGGUUAUGAGACCACAGUUUUGACACUCUUUCCUCAUCAGGGCCAUCUCUCUUUCAAUGUAACCCAAGCGCAGGCAUUGUCACCUCACGUCCAUCGUCGCGGCAUGCCACGUUCUCCAUGUUCCCCCAAUCUACGAUGAAUCACGGAAGGUCUCCUCAACCCUCUGGUGAUUCUACGUACGGGCGGACUGAACUCCACGAGUCUCCUCCACUCCGUCCUAUCUUCACACCACCUCCAUCUACUGUGAAUAGGCCGCAGCGCAGUUCUACGACCAGACAUCCGCAAGAUUCUUCUACGUCCAUGUCCUGAUUGGCAGUCUCCUGAUCUCCAGACGUGGCCGCUCUAUCACUUGUUCAAUCUCUUCCCGCUCGUCAAAACGCUCAUCAAACUCUCCGGAGCCGGUGAAAAGAUGCCAGUUGUACGAUUGGCAUGCGACGGCUUGUUGGCGCUCUUCGGCGGCCACGAUGUGGGCUAUGCAGUUUUCCGCCUUUAGACCAUUCUGCAGGAUGUUUAGACGGUUUAGCCUCUGUCAUUCGCG